GUACUCCAUCAACAACUAUCUGUAAUCUGUCUCAGUCUCUCUCUACGAAACCCAGCUGUACUCUGCAUUUUUUUAUUCUUUCUAAUUCUUCCAAUUUUCUUUUUAAUUCUUCCGUUUCUCCCUCUUCUCGAAACUGAUUGAUUUUUACUCUGUAUUUGCCCAUUUCUGUAAAGCUAGAGCUACCAACUCAUACAGGAAUAACGAAAUCUCAAAUCCCACUAUUCAUACGCGUUUUCACGCCCCAUUUUCAUAUUGACUAGCUCAGAUACAAGAUCUUUCACGCAACAAUGGAGUUGGGACACAGUUUCUGUCUCUCAUUUUUACUGCUUUUAUCUCUUUCGCUGUUUGUAGGCUUUUCUUCAUCCAGUUCUAUCUCAGAUGGUGUUUUUGUUUCUCAAUCUUCCACUGGGAGAAAUCUCCUUCAGGCUAAGAAAGCAUGCCCGAUAAACUUUGAGUUUCAAAACUACACCGUGAUCACCAGCCAAUGCAAAGGACCACAAUACCCCCCCAAGCUAUGUUGCGGUGCUUUCACAGAAUUUGCUUGUCCUUAUGCGGAGUAUUUGAAUGACCUGACAAAUUAUUGUGCUGCUACCAUGUUCAGCUACAUCAACCUCUAUGGCAAGUACCCACCUGGUCUCUUCGCCAACGAGUGUAAAGGAAAUAAGAACGGCCUCGAGUGCCCUGCACUAUUGCCAUCAGAGUUAUCUAAUGAUCACAGUGGCACUUAUAUCAACUAUGGUGUUUUUGUUUCUCAAUCCUCCACUGGGAGAAAUCUCCUUCAGGCUAAGAAAGCAUGCCCAAUCAACUUUGAGUUUCAGAACUACACCGUGAUCACCAGCCAAUGCAAAGGACCACAAUACCCCCCCAAGCAAUGUUGCGGGGCUUUCACACAAUUUGCUUGUCCUUAUGCGGAGUACUUGAAUGACCUGACAAACGAUUGCGCUUCCACGAUGUUCAGCUACAUCAACCUCUAUGGCAAGUACCCACCCGGUCUCUUCGCCAACGAGUGUAAAGGAGAUAAGAAAGGCCUCGAGUGCCCUGCACUAUCGCCAUCAGAGUUGUCUAAUGAUCACAGUGGCACUUAUAUCAACUGUAAACCAUCUUCCAUGCUAGUCUUUGCUGCAAUAUUCUUAGUUUUGUUAGCCCGGUUUAUCUGAAGCUGUAUUAUACUGAAAUGUUUAAAUCUGUGAGGCUGGUAUUCUUGUAUUUUUCAACAGUAGAGCUUAAUGCAUAUUUAUAUUACACGAAAUGUGUGUAUUUAAAAUCUUGGAAGACAAAAUUCUUUUGAUGACAUUAUUGUUUAAGACGGUGCAAAUAUUCAGAAAGAUUUGUUUGUUUAUUGAUCUUUAA
Messenger RNA from Ipomoea triloba (trilobed morning glory), 1350 nucleotides. RefSeq names its product GPI-anchored protein LLG1-like. NCBI's taxonomy places the organism in Eukaryota, Viridiplantae, Streptophyta, Magnoliopsida, Solanales, Convolvulaceae. The record is from RefSeq and is a predicted model, not a curated record. The transcript is spliced from 5 exons. The coding region runs from base 288 to 1157 and encodes 289 amino acids.